Molecule: messenger RNA, 895 nt
Organism: Dermacentor andersoni
Lineage: Eukaryota; Metazoa; Arthropoda; Arachnida; Ixodida; Ixodidae
Source: RefSeq, a predicted model, not a curated record
AUGCACUGCAGCAUGCAGCUGGAACAGCGGAAUAUUUAAAGGUUGUCGAAACCUGGUGGAGGUUGUUAAUGUGAAGUCGCCCAGCAAAGGACGCCGGCUUCGUGAUGACCUACAGACUCCCAUUGCAGGAAGGCUGUGUCCACAAGUUGAAUUCCUUCAAACCAUCAUGCAGUGGCUUGACCACUGGGAGAGUUUGAAGUUUGACAAUGGAAUUCUCACUCGGGAGACCCACAGUGCCUUGCGUCUCACUACGGAAGCCUUGGUCAAGAUAAUAAACUAUUGCCUUGAAGACCUUGGAUUUGACUACGUACUUCUGGGGAAGUUCCAGACAGACUGCUUGGAGGAAAGAUUCGGCAAGUAUAGGCAGCUUUCCGGGUGUCAGUACCAUGUGUCCAUCAGACAAGUGUUCGAAUCCGAACGCAAGCUUCGCCUACAAAGAGCCCUGGCGCUUCCAGACUUGGAUUCAGGGGCACCUGCUGUCAGUAUUGAUGAGACGAUUCUACAGAGGUUCAACAUUGAAGUAAAUGACAAGGACUUCGAAAUGAAGGCACAAAAUCUUCCAGCUAUAACGUACGUGGCCGGAUACUGCGCCCAUGCGGCCCUUAAAAAACUUGCAUGCACUGCUUGCCCAGCAAAUCUGGUAGAAGAUGAAGACAUCAUAAUUGAGAAUGCAGAAAUUAUAGCAAGCAUGAAUCGCGGUGGGCUCAAGUUCCCCCAACCUCCAGUUGUGAAUGCUGUAAUGACUUAUGAAAUCGUCCUAGAUAAGCUGCGAAGUGAAAAGUAUGCUGUGCGAUUCCAUUCUCUAGCGAACCAAAGGCAAGCCCUUUUCACACUGGCUACCAACCUGAUAAAAGACACUGACAGUUUCGACGAAUGUCAAAAGAAUAAAAAGUAA